Messenger RNA from Ostrea edulis (European flat oyster), 3199 nucleotides. Its product is annotated as protein O-GlcNAcase-like. Lineage: Eukaryota; Metazoa; Mollusca; Bivalvia; Ostreida; Ostreidae. The record is from RefSeq and is a predicted model, not a curated record. The transcript has 14 exons. The coding region runs from base 177 to 2753 and encodes 858 amino acids. Gene Ontology annotation, molecular function: beta-N-acetylglucosaminidase activity. Gene Ontology annotation, biological process: glycoprotein metabolic process.
UUGCUGGCUUGGAUAUCGUUUAGAAGGCAUACUCGCAAAAUCGCCAUUUUGAGUUGGAUGAAAUAUUUCAUUACUUGCAAAAUCUUACUCUUGUCAUCUUAAUCACGAUUGGAGCGAAGAUUUCUGUAUUUGGUGUGAAGGGUAGACGAAUAAAGACUCAAAAGUCCCUGGCCAAGAUGACGGCAGGUGAAGAAAUUUUAGACAAUCGACCACAAAGGAAGUUUGUUUGUGGGGCCGUAGAAGGAUUUUAUGGAAGACCAUGGACCACAGAGCAAAGGAAAAUCCUGUUUGAAUGGUUGAAGAAGAUGAAAAUGAACACAUACAUGUAUGCACCCAAGGAUGACUGUAAACAUCGAGCCUUUUGGAGGGACCUGUACUCGGUAGAGGAAGCUGAGAACUUGACAUCACUCAUUGAGGCAGCUAAGGAGAAUGGAGUGGAGUUUGUCUACGCAUUGUCCCCGGGGCUGGACAUAACUUUUUCCAGUGCAAAAGAUGUACAGUUUCUCAAACGCAAGCUUGAACAGGUGACGAGUUUUGGCUGUACGGCGUUUGCUUUGCUGUUUGAUGACAUAGAGCCGGGAUUAAGUGAGACGGACCGCAGCGUGUUUCAAUCGUUUGGAUCCGCUCAGGUUUCUGUCACAAAUGAAGUGUAUCAACAUCUUGGACAGCCUCAGUUCUACUUCUGUCCCACAGAGUAUUGUUCAUCACGAGCUGUUCCAAAUUUAUUAGCAUCAGAUUACCUCAAUACACUAGGCGCCAAACUCCUCAAAGACAUUGACAUUUUGUGGACAGGUCCUAAAGUGAUCUCCAAGAAACUGACAAUUCAGCACUUACAGGAAGUGUCCUCCGUGAUAAAGCGCCCACCAGUGAUAUGGGACAACAUCCACGCUAACGACUACGACCCUCGGAGGAUGUUCCUGGGGCCGUUUGAUGGAAGAUCUCCAGAAGUAAUUCCCUAUUUGCGUGGACUCUUAACAAAUCCAAACUGUGAGUUUGAGGCAAACUAUGUUGCUCUUCACACGCUGGGACAAUGGAGUGUGUCCAAUAACGAUGGCGUAAAGAAAGAUAUUAUUGCAGAUGGAGAACAUUUGAGUCCAGUGGCAUCUGACAUCAGACUGGAGACAGAGAGCGAGUAUGGUUCCAAUGAAGACUUGCCCUCUCGUAUUGAUCGUAGGUACCAGCCCAGGCUGGCUCUAAAGCAAGCUCUGAACGACUGGAUGCAAGAAAUCAACACAAACCGCCUACCACCUCGUGUGGUGGCUCCUCUGACCACCACUGGUCCUCCCAUACCCAUACCCCCUAUUCCCACUCCUGCCGUGGACCCUGGUGCUUCCCCUUUGUGUACAGAUGAUGUUCCCCCAUUUACAGUACCGCCCAUCAGUCCGACGACUAACCUAGUGGACUCUACCAUCCCAUCCGACACAGACUCCGAGAUCUCUGAUGAUCCAGAACCGAUGGAGUACGUUCCAACGUCUCUACCCUGCAAGGAGCCUUCCCCUGAAACCUCCCCGGAGGACGUGAUGCAGGUGGAGACGGAGGUGUCCGCUGUGGUGGAUAAGGACUGUUGUAUGAUGAGCAGUGAGUGCUUCUCGCGAGACGAUCUCGGUCUCUUUGUGGACUUUUUCUACACUCCAUUUGACCAUGGUAUGACUGGUGUCCAGUUGUUACAGGACUUGCACUAUUUGAAAUCUAACGCGGGUGUGGUGGUCCAGGGACGGAAUAAAUCUAAUCUGGAUGAAGCAUCAGCAUGGAUGGAAGCUGCUGAUAAAUUCCUGGAGGUUGUACACAAAGUAAAUAACAUGAUCCGACUCAUCCAACAGAUUCCUAAUGUAGCUGUGGUUCACGAGUUUUUCUCCUACUUGUGGGAUCUCCAAGGCCUGCUGCAACUCUGUGCUUGUUAUGUGCAGUGGCUAAAACUUGGACAGAUCAAGGAAUCAGCCAUACCCCGACUGUCGGAGCCAUCACCCAAUUCUCCAACAUGGUGUUCAAAAGGGUAUAAGGAUCUGUUCCAUAGUGGAGACCAGGAACCGUGGGUAUUUCGUGGCGGAGUCCAGGGGGAAAUCCAACGUUUAUUACCAAGUGAUGGUGCACACGAUCUGUUCCUCAUGCGCCCCCCUGAAGUCAUUCUAAGGAAGAUGUACUGCUAUCGACCAUAUCUUGCCACAGACGAGAGCUUAGUAUACAACAUUUGUCUAAGAACCUGUGAUGAUGGAAUGGAUGGAACAGAAGUCUUUCCGGACUUCCCAGAUCUCAUAGCAGAUAGGAUCAUAGGAGCCAUUGCGUCAAUCAGUCCCGAGUAUUGCUUUGUUGUCUGUGAUGACCAAGCAGUGUGUGGGUAUGCCUUGGCAGCAUUGGAUGCCACACUGCUUCGUGAAAAAUCAGAGCUUUCCUGGAUGCCUGCCAUGUUCCAGAAGUACCCCAAACCCACCAAGGAGGAACUCACUCCCAGCGAGGAGGUGAUCAUGAGUUUCCACACACCCCGGAGACCUACUCCAUUAUCUGUGACCCAGCGGUACCCCUCUGUGAUCCGCCUGGACUUUAUCCCAGCUAGAGUAGAGGACUACAGCGUUCCCAAGAGGCUGCUGGCCUGUGCAGUCAUGGCAUUGAAAACCAGCGGCUCCACCGGCAUUCACGUGGAAAUGAAUGUCGGGGACAAGUGCAUGAUUGACCACUACCAGAGAAUGGGCUUCUUCCCAAUCAUGGACACUGCUGGUGGCCCAGAUGAUGUGGUGUACUUGGGGAGAGCUAUUUAAAAACCCAUUCAGCAUUCCAGACUCCCCAACUGUAGUUAAUGAGGGUGUAAAACCAAAACUGUGUUCUCCCAUCUUGAAAUGGGUCAGUGUUUGAACUCGGUACUGUUUGUCCGUGAGACGGUCACAGUCAUCAUUAGUUCUGUUCAGUCCACACUAUUCAUUUCUACUGGUGUGGAUUCUGCCAACAUUAGUUGUGAUUAUCAGUCAACAUUGGUUAACUGAAUUCCUGCUGAUGUUAAUAAAGGAACAACUGACCAUUUUAUGUUGGAAAGAUUUCGCUUCAUUAUAAGAAAAUGUCAACUAAAAUCUCUGAUGUACUUUUCGUUGUUGUACAGUUUAUACAUUUUUUUUAAAAUAUAUAUAAUAUAUCUGUUAAACUCUGGCUGUGAUGUUACCAAGUAGUGCAUAUUUUGUGAUUCAUUGAAAAUAAAAUCCAUGGUAUUUAA